AUGGAGAAUAAUCGGUUGCAGCUCAAAACUUUGAUAGAAAGUGUUCGUUGGCUUACGUUCCAAGCUUGUGCCUUUAGAGGUUAUGAUGAAAGCUCUGACUCAAAAAAUCAAGUUAACUUCAUUAAACUGAUAAAACUUUUGACAAGUUAUAAUGAUCAAGUUAAUGGAGUUGUCAUAGAAAAUGCUCCACAGAAUGCCAAAUAUACAUCACCCAAAAUUCAAAAGGAAAUUUUGCAUAUAUUUGCAAAUAAAGUGCGAAAUGUGAUUCGCGAAGAAAUUAGAGAUGCCAAAUUUUGUAUUCUUGUUGACAAAGCUCGGGAUGAGUCUAAAAGAGAACAAAUGAGAUAUGAUGGAGAAAGUAAUAUGCGCGGUGAAUGGAAUGGAUUACAAGCUUUAUUUCUUAAAAAUUGUCCCUAUGCAUAUUAUAUGCAUUGUUGCGCUCAUAAACUACAAUUAGCUUUAGUAGCAGCCUCUAGAGAAGCCAAACAUGUUCAUCAGUUCUUUGUCCAUUUGACAUCCAUUAUCAAUAUUAUUGCUGGUUCUUCUAAACGUCAUGAUGAAUUGCAAUCUGCUCAAGCUGCUGAAAUUGAAAGUUUGAUCGCUUCUAAAGAGAUUGAGACUGGAAAAUGGGCAAAUCAAAUUGGCACGCUACAACGAGCUGGAGAUACUAGAUGGGGAUCUCAUUUUCAAUCUGUUUGUAGCUUGAUGAGGAUGUUCAGUGCUAUUUGCUCAGUUAUCAAUACUAUUUCAAAUGAGGGAUCAAAUUAUUCUCAACGUGGUGAUUCUAAAGCGGCUUACAUGAUAUUAACAUAUUUUGAAUUUAUUUUCUAA
Molecule: messenger RNA, 831 nt
Organism: Carya illinoinensis
Lineage: Eukaryota; Viridiplantae; Streptophyta; Magnoliopsida; Fagales; Juglandaceae
Product: zinc finger MYM-type protein 1-like
Exons: 2
Coding region: 1-831 (276 amino acids)
Source: RefSeq, a predicted model, not a curated record